AUGUGUGAAACAAAAGCAAUCGAUUUGAAUGGAGACACGACGAAGGAAAUUUCCGACAGUUUUCUUUACACCUUGGACACGCUCAAUUGUGGAAAAAAUUUCACAAUUCUUCUCUUUCGAAACCCGCUCGGCUAUCAAGUAGAUGCAUCACUUAAUGGAAUAAAAAUCGAUUUAUUCAAGGACGUUCAAAACAAUCUCACAUCUCUGCUGCUUCCCCCCGGACAACUAAUCAUUCAAAUCACUCAACUCGAGUCAAAUGUCACUAGUUUUCACAUGCUUGUUUUUGGAGACACCCUCAACUAUUCCAUUCACUCGAGUAGAAAUAUCCAACCGGACAUCGGCCCGUGGACAGUUUCUCCAUUGAAAGCCGGUGAUAAAGGAAAAUAUUUGAUCUAUCAAGGUUCAAGCCUUACCUCACCUAUACAAGUUGGGAUCGAAAUCAGUGUGAUGGGCGAUUGCCCGAUUCGUUUAUGGAAAGGAUACAAUGAAAUCAAUAGUGCUUUACUUUAUGGUGGAAUUGGAACGAUUUGUGGCCGAAAUUUCUAUCGCAGUGUGAAACCAAGAUUUAUUUUUGAUCGCUAUCUAAUUGUCGAGACUGACGGGACAAGCACAAGCGAUUGCAAUGUUACCGUACAUACGGUGAAACUAAAUUCCACACGACACAUCAAUUCCGCUGACGUUCUGACAUUCCCCGCUUGGACAGUACAAUCCACCGAUCAAUCAUUCACCUAUCAUCUAGCAAAUAUCAUGGGACCAACAUGGAUCAAUUUAAAUUUAAUGACACCAUUGCCUACGGGGACAACACUGACUAUUGAUGAUCAAACGGGGAGUGGAAAGAGAAACGUAACCGAUUGCUCAUUUCAAACGGAUUCGCUAUACGCUAUCGUGGAAUACUCGUGGAAAUGCUCACCGGGAUUAUCGUGCGAUGAAGGGCCUCUUUUGAGG
Messenger RNA from Mesorhabditis belari, 945 nucleotides. Lineage: Eukaryota; Metazoa; Nematoda; Chromadorea; Rhabditida; Rhabditidae. The record is from the annotation of a GenBank genome assembly.